AUGAUUGAAAAACGAGCCAAUGGUGCAUUGCACGCAAAUCCAGAUGUUUUUCACUACCCAGCAAAUUCCGAUAUUAACAUCACAACCCGUGGAAGUGAUGUGUAUUGGGCUAUUACUGCUGCAAUGGCCUUUGCAACUAUAAUUUUCAUGGCUAUGAGCUUCCGAGUCCCACGAAGCAAGCGUGUUUUCCAUUACAUUACUGCGGCCAUUACUAUGACGGCCUCGAUUGCAUACUUUACCAUGGCAUCAAAUUUGGGCUACGCUUCCAUCAUUCAGGAAUUCCAACGUAGCGAUCCUAAAGUCAGUGGUGUAUAUCGGGAAAUCUUCUACGUGAGAUAUAUUGAUUGGGUUAUCACAACUCCUCUAUUACUCUUGGAUAUCCUCUUGACUGCAGGUCUUCCAUGGCCAACGAUAUUGUUCACAAUCUUUUUGGACGAGGUCAUGAUUAUCACUGGCCUCGUUGGUGCUCUCGUUGCAUCUUCUUAUAAAUGGGGAUAUUUCGUCUUCGCAAUGGCAGCUCUCUUUGGCAUUGCAUGGAACAUUCUCGUCGUCGGAGCCCAACACGCCAAAGCUUUAGGCACCGAAGUGAACAAAGUAUACUGGACUUGUGGAGGCAUCACCAUGUUCCUCUGGUUCAUCUACCCUAUCGCCUGGGGUCUUUCCGAGGGUGGUAACGUCAUUGCACCCGAUUCGGAAGCAGUUUUCUACGGCGUUCUCGAUGUCCUUGCCAAGAUUGGCUUUGGUGCUAUCUUGCUGUUUGGCCAUCGUAAUAUCGAUCCUGCGCAUCUGGGUCUGCAUAUUAGGGAUUACGAUGAGCAGCCAAGUACAUUCCAUGAUAAGGAUGGUGGUCAUCAUAAUGGUGCCCAUCAUGAUGGUGCACGUGUGCCGGUGACGAACAAUGCUGGCCAUCGUGAAGGACAGAAUACCCCAGCAGCCACUGCAGUUAACUCAAACCAUGCGGUGAAUGAUCCGGCAUUCAAUAGCACGGGUACUGUUCCCGUUAACUCUUCUGUUGUCUAA
Messenger RNA from Botrytis sinoallii, 1020 nucleotides. RefSeq lists its product as uncharacterized. The transcript is spliced from 2 exons. Gene Ontology annotation, cellular component: endoplasmic reticulum; plasma membrane. The record is from RefSeq and is a predicted model, not a curated record. Gene Ontology annotation, molecular function: monoatomic ion channel activity. Gene Ontology annotation, biological process: monoatomic ion transport. Bases 1 to 1020 code for a protein of 339 amino acids. Lineage: Eukaryota; Fungi; Ascomycota; Leotiomycetes; Helotiales; Sclerotiniaceae.